AUUGUCUACAAAAUGGUUUAUUUACUUUUGAGUUCUGACUUUUUCAAAAAUUUCUGCAAAUAAAACAAAAUCAUAGAAAAACGUCACGGAAUUACGUACGCAGGUAGAGUUAGCUGGCCAGGCCGAGUAGUUACCAGCAAUCGGAUCUUGCAAGUUUUUAAUUUCGUUCUAGUCUUACAUAAAAAAAGGAAUUCUUAUUUAGUUAAUAAUCAGAGCAAUAAGCGCGAGUUAUUUAGAAGAAUAAAUAUUUUUAACCCUUUACGGCCGGCUGCAUAAGCCAUUAAGCCAUGUGAAAAGAAGUUCUCACUUGUGAACGCGUGUAAAACUAUAAAAAGUUCACACAUAACAAUGCAUUUGAUGUUGCAACUGCAGACCUCAGCGUCGUGAAACCGACAAAAUUUCCCGAUGGGUUGUAUGUGAAGUAAAAUGAUUAUUUUGGUUAAAUUAUUUUGUUUUAUUUGAGAUUGAUCACAAAGCUUCUGAAUGAUUGAUGAUUUAUUCAGCAUUGGCCCAUGCACCGUAACGGGCGCAUUUCUAUGUUUUCUUGGCACAUUUGGCAAUGGUUUGUGUAUUCUAGUAUUUUUAAGAAAAAAAUUCCGCCAUAAUAUAACUACACCGUUUUUUAUCACUCUUCUACUAGCCGACUGUUGCUAUUUAUAUUUUCGUGUCAUUAAACUAUUUUAUUAUCAACAAACUUUGUUUGAGAAAAUCGUUCAUAAUUCAUGUGAAAACAAUAUUAUUAUCAACUUAUACAAUAUAUUAACACAAAAAUUUCCUGAGAUAUUCAUUCCAUUUGUUCAUUUUGAAUUUUAUAUGCGUUUUUCAUUGAUUUUAAUGUCAUUUAUCUCUGUUCAACGAGCAUUCUAUAUUUCUAAAUCGAUCACAAAGCAAUCGAUCCCACCUUUUGUUGAUAAACGACGUUGGUCAUACAUUUUUAUUGUCAUUGCAUUUGUAUUAGCUUAUGGUUUCGAAUUUUUUGGUUUAACUUUAUUUUGUUCCGAAUCAAAUAAUCGUGAUGUUUCUUAUCAAUGGUUCGUAUACACUGUUCAGCAUUUACCUACAAAUUCAUUAGAACUGUUAACCAAUGCAAUAGAGAAUAGGACGAAUGAUUGGGACUGUGUACAACAAUAUGUUCAUUAUAUAAAAGCAAAUUUUACGAAGACGGUAGAACAUUAUUGCCCAGAAGAACAAAUAAUGGAAAUCUUAGGUCGAUAUUUUGAUUCACAUGACCGAUUUAUUGUUCGUUUAAUUCAACAAAUUCAACGUCAUUCAUUUGGUUUUACAUUGAGUCGAAAUGAAAUUCGUGUCAAAUACCAUUAUCACGCAUGUAUAUUCAAACAAAAUCCAAAUCAGUUCUCAAAAUUAUACAAUUUCAUCUAUGGAAAGAUGAUCGGGUUCAAUCGAUAUACAUUGAUACUAAGCGAUAUCAAAGCAGACCGGUGUCAAAGUAACCGGAAAAAACGAUGA
Messenger RNA from Didymodactylos carnosus, 1467 nucleotides. The record is from the annotation of a GenBank genome assembly. NCBI's taxonomy places the organism in Eukaryota, Metazoa, Rotifera, Eurotatoria, Philodinida, Philodinidae.